AUGGAAGGAGUUGAAGAGCAGGUGGCUGAAGAGGCUGUAACUGAAGAGGGUGGAGCAAAGGAGGACGCGGCUGAUGAGAUGUUGGCAGAUGUCGUUGAUCAGUGUCUUGUGAAUUGCUUGCGUGUUUCUGGGUUGUGGCAUGUUUGGCCUACGUCUGGAGACUUCUCAAUGAGAGUGGCUCGUUUAGCCUACAUCCAUAGACGUGUCGAUAAGUGUGACUCGUUUGGCCUACGUCCGGAGACGUGUCGAUGA
This is a messenger RNA of Prunus armeniaca (apricot), 252 nucleotides long. The record is from the annotation of a GenBank genome assembly. Lineage: Eukaryota; Viridiplantae; Streptophyta; Magnoliopsida; Rosales; Rosaceae.